Molecule: messenger RNA, 4028 nt
Organism: Rhododendron vialii
Lineage: Eukaryota; Viridiplantae; Streptophyta; Magnoliopsida; Ericales; Ericaceae
Product: probable sucrose-phosphate synthase 1
Exons: 14
Coding region: 202-3372 (1056 amino acids)
Biological process (GO): sucrose metabolic process
Molecular function (GO): sucrose synthase activity; sucrose-phosphate synthase activity
Source: RefSeq, a predicted model, not a curated record
UCUCUCUCUCUCUCUCUCUCUCUCUCUCUCUCUCUAUAUAUAUAUAUAUAUAAACACAUAUGAUAUGACAUAAUCUUCUGUUUAUGAUGAUAUAGGAGUUUAUAUCACUAGUACUGCUUCGUUCUCUCCUCUGAUCCUCCAUCAAAUCUCAAUUUCUGAACCGAAGAAAACAAAAUCAAACCUUCUUGAAGAAUCGGAGCAAUGGCGGGAAACGACUGGAUAAACAGUUACCUAGAAGCGAUCCUGGACGUGGGACCGCCCCUCGACGAUCCCAAAUCCUCCUUGUUGUUGAGAGAGCGAGGCCGUUUCAGUCCCACUCGUUACUUCGUCGAGGAGGUCAUCACCGGCUUCGACGAGACCGAUCUCCAUCGCUCCUGGGUUCAAGCUUCGGCUAUUCGGGAUUCGCAGGAGAGGAACACUAGGUUGGAGAACAUGUGUUGGAGGAUUUGGAAUUUGGCUCGCAAGAAGAAGCAGCUUGAAGGCGAGGAAGCUCAGUGUACAGCCAAAUGGCGAGUUGAACGUGAAAGAGGUCGUAGAGAGGCAACUGCUGAUAUGUCUGAAGACUUAUCAGAAGGGGAGAAAGGAGACCUUGUUAGUGACAUCCCAACUCAUGGUGGUACCCCUAGAGGCAGAAUGCACAGGAUACAUUCUGUUGAUGCGAUGGAGAACUGGGCUAAUCAACAAAAGGAAAAGAAACUUUACAUUGUGUUAAUAAGCCUCCAUGGCUUGAUACGUGGUGAAAAUAUGGAGCUUGGUCGGGAUUCUGAUACAGGUGGUCAGGUUAAGUAUGUCGUAGAACUUGCCAGGGCCUUGGGCGCAAUGCCUGGAGUUUAUAGGGUUGAUUUGUUGACGAGGCAGGUAGCCACACCAGAUGUCGAUUGGAGUUACGGUGAACCAACAGAAAUGUUAAGUCCGCUGAAACCCGAAAAUGAUAUCCAAACGACCGGGGAAAGUGGUGGUGCUUAUAUCGUUCGUAUCCCAUUUGGCCCAAAAGAUAAAUAUAUUUCCAAAGAGCUCCUAUGGCCUCACAUCCCUGAAUUUGUGGAUGGUGCACUUGGUCACAUUAUCCAGAUGUCUAAAGUUCUUGGUGAGCAAAUCGGUGGUGGAGAACCAGUCUGGCCUGUUGCCAUCCAUGGGCAUUACGCUGAUGCAGGUGACUCUGCCGCUCUUCUUUCUGGAGCCCUAAAUGUCCCUAUGCUUUUAACUGGCCACUCACUUGGACGAGACAAGCUUGAACAACUUUUGAAACAAGGGAGGCAAUCAAGGGAAGAAGUAAAUGCUACGUACAGAAUAAUGCGGCGUAUAGAAGCUGAGGAGCUAUCUCUUGAUGCUUCCGACGUUGUUAUUACUAGCACUAGACAGGAAAUAGAAGAGCAAUGGCGGCUGUAUGAUGGGUUUGAUCCUGUACUAGAGCGCAAACUAAGAGCAAGAAUCAAACGCAAUGUUAGCUGUUAUGGAAGGUUUAUGCCACGCAUGGUUGUGAUUCCUCCUGGAAUGGAAUUCCAUCACAUUGUUCCUCAUGAUGCUGAUAUGGAACGGGAAAUAGAAGGAGAUGAGGAUAAUCCUGCAAGUCCAGAUCCACCUGUUUGGUCUGAGAUAAUGCGUUUUUUUAGCAAUCCUCGCAAGCCUAUGAUACUUGCACUUGCCAGGCCAGACCCUAAAAAGAACGUCACAACUUUAGUCAAAGCUUUUGGAGAGUGCAAGCCAUUGAGGGAACUUGCUAACCUUACAUUAAUAAUGGGAAACCGAGAUGCUAUUGAUGAAAUGUCUAGCACAAAUGCAUCAGUUCUUCUUUCGAUACUGAAACUGAUCGACAAAUAUGAUCUGUAUGGUCAAGUGGCGUAUCCUAAACACCACAAGCAGCAUGAAGUUGCUGACAUUUAUCGUCUUGCAGCAAAGACAAAGGGCGUUUUCAUCAAUCCAGCUUUCAUUGAGCCGUUUGGGCUCACUCUUAUUGAGGCAGCAGCUCAUGGUUUGCCUAUUGUUGCCACAAAAAAUGGAGGUCCCGUUGAUAUUAAUAAGGUCCUUGAUAAUGGUCUGCUAGUUGACCCGCAUGAUCAGCAGUCAAUUGCUGAUGCUCUUCUGAAGCUUGUUUCAAAUAAGCAACUUUGGGCGAGGUGUAGACAGAAUGGAUUGAACAAUAUUCACCUUUUCUCAUGGCCAGAGCAUUGUAAGACAUACUUAUCUCGAAUCACCAGCUGUAAACCAAGGAAGCCACAGUGGCAGAAAAGUGAUGAUGGAUUUGAGACGUCAGAAUCGGAUUCACCAGGCGAUUCCUUGAGGGAUAUUAAGGAUCUAUCUCUAAAUUUGAAGCUUUCAUUGGAUGGAGAAAAAAUUGAAGGAAGUGGCACAUUUGAUAAUGCUUUAGGCUCUGAAGAGAACGCUACUGAUGGAAAUAGCAGACUAGUGAAUGCAGUUUUGGAACUAUCGAAGGAUGCGGAAAAAAACCCAGAAAGGGCUAGUUCCAUAGAGAAAGCAGACUCUAACAUGAGCAAAUCUCUAACAUUAAGGAGGAGGAAGUUCAUCUUUGUUAUUUCCCUGGAUUUUGAGAUGAAUUCUGAUUUUCUUGAUGCCAUAAAAGUCAUUGUUGAGGCUGCAGCAUACUAUAAUGCUGGUUCCAUAGGCUUCAUAUUGUCCACAGCCUCAAGCAUAUCUGAAAUAAUCUCUCUUUUGGAGUCAGGAGGCCUUAGUCCUAUGGACUUUGAUGCUUUUAUAUGCAACAGUGGUAGUGAACUCUAUUAUCCCUCCUCAAACUCUGAAGGUGGGCCUUCAGGGCUUCCUGUCAUACCGGACUUUGACUAUCAUUCGCAUAUUGGUUAUCGUUGGGGUGGAGAAGGUUUGCGGAAAACAUUGGUUCGCUGGGCUGCUAAUAUCAAUGAGAAAAAAGGAGCAAAUGGAGAGCAAAUUGUUGAAGCUGAAUCUGGAUCGGCUACACAUUGCUGUGCAUUCAAAUUGGCAAAUCCAGAAAUGGUUCCCCCUGCUAAGGAACUUCGGAAACUGUUGCGAAUUCAGGGUCUGCGAUGCCAUGCCAUUUAUUGUCAGAAUGGUACAAAGAUAAACGUGAUCCCCGUGCUGGCUUCGCGAGCUCAAGCCCUCAGGUACCUGUAUGUUCGAUGGGGUGUAGAUUUGUCAAGAUUAGUGGUCUUUGUAGGAGAAUCUGGGGACACAGACUAUGAAGAAUUGAUAGGUGGAGUCCACAAAACUGUGAUAGUGAAGGGGGUUUGCAGUGGUGCAAGUAAACUACAUACAAACAGAAACUAUCCUCUCGAGCAUGUUGUGCCAUUUGACAGCCCCAAUCUUGUCAAGUCCGAAGGAUGCACCAGCAGCAACAUCAAAGCAGCAUUAGAAAAGCUAGGCGUUCUCAAUGGAUAAAAACCACAGAUUAGGCAGGACUAGCAUUUCCAUGGUUACGCAGAAGUCAAGAGCUUUCCAGUGCGGAUGUCAUGUUUUUGCAUAGGAGGAGGUUCAAUUUGGAAUCAUUGAUUUGUUUAUUGAAUUACUCUGUUUAAUUGGCUAAUAAUUUGCCCAUGCAAAGUACAAGACUAUAUACUGUAUUUGAAGGAUAACAACGAAUGGAUUCAUACCAUCAUACUUAGGAUGACCCCUUUGGAUUUCCACCUGAUGGUCAUCUCCAUUUGCCCCGCUUUGCCAAAGCUGAACCAUCUCGAUGAACAUUGAACCAUCUUGAUGAACAUCUUAGGGUGCCUCCGGAAGCCAUGCGUAGCCCUUUGAGGUGGAUCCGUGGUAGUCUGCCAUUUUUUUUUUAUACUCUUGCUUCAUGUUUUGUUGUCGGGAAGUUAAAUGCAACUUAUCAUUCUUGACCUGGAGUCGCAAGUUUUGUUUGCUCAAAUUCGAUACUGUAAUACGGGUUUGAGUCUUGGAAAUCAAUCCCUCUCACUAGAACAUAGAAAGGAGGUUGCCUAUUACCUUUUCAAGAUCCGGUCGUAAGCACGAGUUUUGUGCGCCGGGUGUUUUUUUCGUUCUGCAUGCCCAAACGUUCUAUACUUUCUGAAUUAGAUUUGCUUUUU